GUUUCCCCUUAGCAAGAUGGCGGCGGCCGUAUCCGUUAGAGCUCGAACUGGUGAAGGGGGACCGGUACCGGUGGUGGGAAACCGGGGCUGGAGGACGGAACGGGACUCGGCGGAGUCUGUAGGGUCAGAGGAGCAGAUGGAGUCCAGACUGGAGCCGCAGGAGAUUCGGAACCGGGUGGAGAGGAUGAGGAGGGAAGUGAGGAACCGGAGGAAGAUUCUAAUUAAAGGGCUACCCGGGGAUAUCACUAACCAGGAAGUGCAUGACCUUCUGGGAGAAUAUGAGCUCAAAUACUGUUUUGUGGAUAAAUACAAAGGAACUGCCUUUGUAACACUUCUUAAUGGGGAGCAAGCUGAAUCAGCCAUUCGCCGUUUCCACCAGACACACAUACGUGACCGGGAAAUCUCUGUGCAGCUUCAGCCCACUGAUGCCCUUUUGUGCAUUGCCAACCUGCCUCCUAAUUACACUCAGCAGCAGUUUGAGGAUCUCGUCCGCCCCUUCGGUAACCUGGAGCGAUGUUUCCUAGUCUACAGCAGCACCACCGGCCGCCCAAAGGGCUAUGGAUUUGUGGAGUACAUGAAGAAGGACUCUGCCUCCAGGGCUAAGUCUGACUUGCUGGGCAGGCAGCUGGGCUCUCGCACUUUAUAUGUUCAUUGGUCUGAUGUCAACCAGCUGACUUAUGAGUUACUCCAUUCCCACUGCCUACUGGUGGAGCAGCUGCAGGAGUGUGAUAUAGGGGAUCUUAGGGAAGCCUUCUCCAAAAUCUCCGCUCCUUCUUUCUGCCAGCUGGCGUAUGGGCAGGAUGGUCAGUAUAAGGGAUUUGCAGUAGUGGAGUACGAGUCCGAUACAGUAACUGAAAUGGUCCAGCAGCAGAUGGAUGAAUCGUCGGUAGCUGGGAGCAGAGUACGGGUAUCUUUCUGUGCGCCCGGCCCGCCGGGGAGAAGCAUGCUGGCUGCACUGAUUGCUGCACUAGCAAUGGCACUGAAUCGGGGAAAUGGGCUUCUCCCAGAGCCCAACAUCCUACAGAUACUGAGCAGCUUGGGUUCCCCAGCCACACUGCAACUCCUACUGAACCCUCUACUUAAUGGGGCAGCAGGGAACAAACAAGGACUUCUGGGAGCAGCCCCAGCAUUACCUCUCCUAGCCAAUCCUGCUCUCUCCACUGCCCUGCUUCAGCUUGUCCUGCAGGCACAAACUCCUCAGAAACCUGGUAUUCUUGGUGACUCUCCUUUAUCAUCUUUGUAUGUUGCCAUGGGUCUGUCCCCCCAGCUUACACCCCAACCUGGAAAGAACCUGAUGUCCGAUUUAGGAGUUGCUGGCCCAGUCCCUUCUGUUGGACUGCCCUGUGACCUGGGUGCCCCAGCUGCACAAUCUUUCCUGGGGCAGUUAGGCCCUGAGUGGGACAGCCCCCCUCCUACUCCGGUUCUUGGGUCUCUGUUGGCUGGACUUCAGAAACAGGGAGAUUCUGGGAUGUCCCUUUUGGGAGAACCUCCCAGAGAUGUGAACAUUCACAACACCCCGUUUGGGAACUAUCCGAGCCAACUCCCCAGCAGCGGCGCAAUGGGACCUCCCAGUAAACCAGCACCUUUUAAACAAAAGCCCAUGGGGACCCGGAAUGCAAGCGUUUCAAUGCAGGAUUCGUUGCUGACCCCAACUGAUAGUUACUCGUUUGACUAUCCGGAUCUGCCACCCCAUAGGUAUUCCCAAAGCAGAGAUCAUAUUGUGCCCAGCCUGGGAAGCUACGAGUCCCGAAAUAAGGUAUCCCCGCCUUCUAGAUUUCGGGAACGCAGUAAUAGCAUGCCGCCUCCUCUCCCUCCAUUCAGUGCUGGUUCUCCUACUUCUUACUUUACCAGCGGCUUGCAAGCCGGGCUCAAACAGACCUACCUUAACAAAGCAGUGGGCAUGCCACCGAGCAGCCCCGGUGGAGUACCUCUGGGAAUAGAAGAGCUCAGCCCCCCAUCUGGGAAUGUAUUUAAGACUCCCAUUGGAGCCCAAAAACGAGGCUUUUCGCACUUAAUCCCAUCGCCAGAGCCCAGCCCCGAGGGCGCGUAUAUCGGACAACACUCACAAGGCCUUGGCGGUCACUACGCGGACUCUUACCUAAAGCGGAAGAGGAUAUUUUAGCGCCAGAGUGUGCUCGCUGCCUUCCAGACGCAAAGUGCCGCUCUCUCCUACGCCAUGAAAGGCUCUUGGUUUUUUUUCUGUUUUAUGCUGUUUACAAGAGAAGCACCAGUAAAGGCCAAGAUGGACGCCUGACUGUGCCAAUGCACAGGAAAUGCCGGAACGAGCGAUUUUCACCAUUUCCAUUCUUUGCGCCUCGGUGUGACUUAGACCUAGUUUCUUUUCUUUUAAGUUUGCUUUUUGUUUUUAACUUAAUUUUUAAGUGUCCUGUAUUAGUUGAACCCCCUUCCCUUUUGCCGGCAGAGUGAGGGGGGUAGAUUGUCUCUUUGUUCCAGUAAGCUUUCUUUCCUGAAAUUGCUUUUUUAAUUUAUAUUGUUUAUUUUUUUGUUUUUUUUAGAUCCACUGCUUGUAAAGCUCUGCCGCUUUCUCACUUUCCAUCUGUCCCGGUCUGUUUUUAUUGUGCUGCGGUUCAGGAGUUUUUUUAUUGCCUUUCUGAGCCAAGCAGGCCAGUUGUUGUUUUUCUGCUAGCCCUUAUUGUGCCUCCAUGCAGAGCAUUAUGGGAUGCUGCUUUAAUAGCCAAUGGCAGCUUGCAGCCUGCAAAUCCAAAGGUUCUUAGCGUUGUUUGUGGAUUAUUUUUGUUUUUAAUCCCCCUGGUUACACAUGCACCUAUCGGGCAUGAUGCCCACGUUCAGCUUUACUGCCUGCAGUUGCAAUUGGUCCGUGCAUAGAUGCAGCUUGGGCAGACCCAGAAAUCCUGCUUUACUCUCACUGCCCUGAUGUAGGGGCCCAGUAUCUGACUGCCUGCUGACUGCCUUAUUGUACUGCAACUGACAGCUUGUGCAUAUUGGCCAGCUAGUGUAUUGCCCCCAAGGGGGGAGGGCAUUGAGUUAAGAAAAUGAAUAUACUGGGAUCAUUUCUGUAUCUUGAAUGAUUUUAUCUUUUGCUUUAUUCCAGGUGUUUAUGAAUGUGUUUUCCUCUUUUUAAACUGGUACCCCCCCCCCCCCUGUUGUCUUGGUAUAGCUGAGCAGCUAUUGGUGGGUUACAUCUGAUUGUCCCCCUCACCCCCUGGCAUUUUCCCAAGCACUACAUCCACCCCCUCCCUGUACCCUGGAUCUGCUUCUGUCUGAUAUGUAAAGUGUACAGAGUCUGUUAUCUCUACCAAAUGUAAAUCUAUGUAUAAAGUGUUUGUUCUGUA
Molecule: messenger RNA, 3314 nt
Organism: Xenopus tropicalis (tropical clawed frog)
Lineage: Eukaryota; Metazoa; Chordata; Amphibia; Anura; Pipidae
Gene: raver1
Product: ribonucleoprotein, PTB-binding 1
Cellular component (GO): cytoplasm; nucleus
Molecular function (GO): nucleic acid binding; RNA binding
Source: RefSeq, marked provisional